Messenger RNA from Adineta steineri, 297 nucleotides. NCBI's taxonomy places the organism in Eukaryota, Metazoa, Rotifera, Eurotatoria, Adinetida, Adinetidae. The record is from the annotation of a GenBank genome assembly.
AUGCCGUCACGUUCUCACAAGCAACUGGAAUGUUGGGGCAAUGCUUGUCCUACUUGUGGUUAUUGUCGUGAUUGGAAGCAUAGCGGUCGUAAUUGGUAUCGUAAUCCUAACGCAACUUGUAAUGAUUAUCGUUAUUGGCACUAUAAUAUCUAUCGUUAUUUUCCUGCUGUUCAGCGUGAAAUAGGUGCUCGAAUGAUUAAACCUCCUAGUUUUCAUCGUGGUUAUAGUGGCCAUCAUAUUAUCUUUGGUUGUCCUACUCAUAUAGAGCAUCAUCCUUUAUGUGAAUGUAUGAAGUAG